Emiliania huxleyi CCMP1516 is the source of this 724-nucleotide messenger RNA. RefSeq lists its product as hypothetical. Bases 399 to 599 code for a protein of 66 amino acids. The record is from RefSeq and is a predicted model, not a curated record. The transcript has a single exon. Lineage: Eukaryota; Haptophyta; Isochrysidales; Noelaerhabdaceae.
AACUGCUUGGCUCGGAGGCUGAGCAGAAUGAGAACAACCGCAACAUCAACUUGUGUGCUUGCGGAUCUUCUGCGACAGAGCGCAUCUCCGCCAGCACUGCGGCUGUGUGGACACGAGUAUCCCCUCUUGCUUCUCCUUACCGGUCCGUUCUCCUCGCCUACGGACCACCAUCGCAGCUGCUGCCUCCGCUACCAGCUCUCGGGCUGCUGCAACGGCAGUUACAGCAAAGAUCUCGCACCGAAUGUGGACCCUGCCUUUCGCCGCCGCUACUUCCGACGUCGCCGCUCGACACGACCGGAGCUGUACGCGAUGAACACGCGACGAUCAACACGCCCUCUCUGCCUUGUGUGGCGAUUACCACGUCGUGGGGGAGUGUUGGGCAUCUGUUCGACGUGGCAAUGCCACUCUACCUCAUUGCUGUCUCUUCCUCGUCUGAUGCGCUCAUCAACGUCAACGCGGCGAGGCGUCCCAACGGCCCAGUCGCCGCGCAGCAACGGGGCGCCCCCGCUGCCGCUCCCGCGCCCGCCGCUCCCGCCGCGCCCGCUCAAGCCGCCGCCCCGCGACGCUCAGCCCGGAUUGCAGCUCGCGGCGCGCCAUGACCGAGCUCCACAACGAGCUCCUGUUCAUUAUCUCCCCUUUCUCUCUCUCCGCCCACUCGGCCGCGCUUUGACCCCUUCACUGGAUCAUCUUAGCGCGCAAGUCUUGCCAACAAGCAAGACCAUCC